UUAGCGCGCCAUCAUGCUGGGGCCGGCACAUGUGCAAAAUGGCAACCAUGAUCACGUUACGGCAUUGUAAGAAAUUAGUUUCAAAACACUUCACAACCCAAAGGUUCACAGAAUGUCUGCUGUUGAACCAACGUUGCUUGUCGUUGUCUGCAAACAGAUAUGCUGCACCUGUAGGACAGAAAAAGGCUUUUGUUCGCGAUAAACCUCAUAUGAAUAUAGGAACCAUAGGCCAUGUAGACCAUGGGAAGACUACUCUUACAGCUGCCAUUACAAAAGUCCUUGCUUCAAAGAACAAAACUGAAUACAAAAAAUAUGAUGACAUUGACAAUGCACCAGAGGAAAAGACAAGGGGCAUCACCAUUAAUGCUGCAUGUAUUGAGUAUUCAACAGAUAACCGGCAUUAUGGACAUGUGGACUGCCCAGGGCAUAAAGAUUACAUCAAAAAUAUGAUAACAGGAUCAGCACAGAUGGAGGCAGCAAUCUUAGUCAUAGCUGCUACAGAUGGUGUAAUGCCUCAAACUAAGGAACACUUGAUUCUUGCUAAACAGAUUGGUAUAUCAAAUGUUGUAGUGUUUGUGAACAAAGCUGAUGCAGCUGAUGCAGAAAUGUUGGAAUUGGUUGAUAUGGAGAUGAAAGAACUGCUAGAUGAGUAUGGAUUUGACUCUUCAAAAACUCCAAUCAUUGUAGGUUCUGCACUUAAUGCACUAGAGGUAAGAAAAAUGGGACCAUCCUGUAUAUUUUGGAACUAUCAGAGAUUAUUAACAUAUGACAUGUCUGAUAUUUACAUUGAUUUGGCAUCUUUUGGAGGCAUUUCUUUGUUUUCCAUAGAAGAACAUAGUUGCGUGUUAAAAAUUAGUGAUUGUUAA
Messenger RNA from Lingula anatina, 866 nucleotides. RefSeq lists its product as uncharacterized. Gene Ontology annotation, cellular component: mitochondrion. The record is from RefSeq and is a predicted model, not a curated record. NCBI's taxonomy places the organism in Eukaryota, Metazoa, Brachiopoda, Lingulata, Lingulida, Lingulidae. Gene Ontology annotation, molecular function: GTP binding; translation elongation factor activity; GTPase activity. Gene Ontology annotation, biological process: mitochondrial translational elongation.